This is a messenger RNA of Papaver somniferum (opium poppy), 470 nucleotides long. RefSeq lists its product as uncharacterized. Lineage: Eukaryota; Viridiplantae; Streptophyta; Magnoliopsida; Ranunculales; Papaveraceae. Bases 64 to 438 code for a protein of 124 amino acids. The transcript has 2 exons. The record is from RefSeq and is a predicted model, not a curated record.
GAAGAUGGCAUAGAACAUCUAGUACCAGUUCCAAGGGUUCCUUGUCCGUUUAACUUUCGAGAUAUGAAUUUGACAAUGGAUGAUUGCAUUAGGUUUAUGGAAAACUCAUUUUCAUUCCAGCUUGGAGCUCGUCAAGUCGCACGGGACGAAUCAUAUAAAAGGGAUACAACUUCAUGUUCCUCAUCCGGCAGAUCGACAUCGUCUUCAGUACCAUCUGUCCAAUCCCAGCCUCCAAACAAUCCACAUGGAGCUAAUACAUCACAAGACCUCACAUUAGGUGGUUCAUAUGAAUGGGCUACAGGUCAAGAAUUUUACACUCCUAGGGUCGAAGCUGGAGCUACUACAUCACAAUAUCAACAAGGAGGAAAUGAAUUUACUGCGUUGUUGACGGAAAGCGAGCCUAAUAUUGUUUAUGAUACUCAGUUCGCCCCACAAUAAUCCUAUAAUUUCCUUGACCUGAAUUAGAUUAC